Molecule: messenger RNA, 1390 nt
Organism: Gymnogyps californianus (California condor)
Lineage: Eukaryota; Metazoa; Chordata; Aves; Accipitriformes; Cathartidae
Exons: 9
Coding region: 340-1356 (338 amino acids)
Source: RefSeq, a predicted model, not a curated record
UCAGCAAAGGUCAUUAUUUUAAGAGUCUUGAAUACUUCAGCACUCUCUUGCAGGAGUUCAAAGGGAUAACAAUCAGAGUUUACAACUGUUGUGGCAGCCGUGAGAACUGAUUGCAAAACACUAUGGAUUCCUUGAAGAGCUUCAAACUGGACUGAGGAUCAGCGCAGUUUGCAUUUACGUCUGACAUUCCAGGAUAUCAGCAGUCUGGUCUCAUUUGUGUGGAGGGUCGUCGUUUGGUGCACAGAGCCAGCCAGAACUGCGGCACUGUGGAAGAUGCUCAUCUUGCCAGAAAGCUCACUUCAUUACACCUUUGGGUCCGUCGUCUGACUGCACAUCAAGAUGGCAAAGCAAAAGCAGAAGAAUUCAGAGGCAGUGGAAGAAGAGGAGGUGGAGGAAGAUGAUAAAGAAGAGAUGACAGCCUUGAACACAGUCUGCUCUGAAAGCAUUUUUGGAACUGAAAACCUAGAGGUGCUUGGGGGUGGUGGACAUCUGACCCCGGAGGGUGAAAGCAGCAGGCUCCUCCCGUCUGAAAAGAGUUCCGUGGAACUGGAUGGCUCCCAUACUGUGACCUGCUCAUUCACAGUCUCACUAGCUGUCCCUGCCCUGCCUACGGAACAAGAGCAGAAGAAAUCCAAUCCCCCUAAUACACAAGGAAAGAGAAUUCAAGUUGCUGAAUCGGGAGCUAUUCCAAAAACGCAACGUUGCUAUCACAUUGAGUACUUCCUUCUACCAGAUGACCUCAUGCCUAGAAAACUGGAUUUGGUGGUGUUUGGGGUGGUUGCAAAGCUAUUUACAGAAUCUAAUUCCAAGGCUAUUACACCAUGGUUUGAAAAUGACAAGAUGUGGAUAUCAUGGAACCAUAGUGUUGAUAUCGAUGUCACUAAUGAGUAUCUAAUAAAACUAAGAGAUCACAAAAUAAUUUUAAAAAUCUGGGAUACCAAGGACAAAGUUUCCUCAAAAGCGAAACUUAGUAAACCAAAUAUUAUUUCUUCACUAGACGGGGAUGCAGAGGCUGUUGGUGGGGUAAAACAUGCAGUGCUAUUGCAAAGAAAAUUCUUUGAAGAGAAUCAGCCAGCACCCAGCUGUACAAAAAUCAAAGCAGCAAAGGAAUCCAAGGCACAGGAGGAGUCUUCAGCCCUUCCUGUUGAAGCAGAAGAAACUGAUCUGAAUGGAUUAGCAACAUCUAAUUGUGGUUUGCCACAUCCAUCAAGGACAGAUGACUUAUGUACAGUGAGAAGUGUGAUAUUUGCAAAAAACAGAUUUCUGGAUAAGGCCCAACUUCUGAAGCAGAAAGCAGUUGCUGGUCCUUCAGUUAGUUCAACUUCAAAAGAAACUGAGAAAACAAAUGUAAUAUAGGAAUUCUGACAUAUGGAACAGACAAAACAGCCAC